Messenger RNA from Tupaia belangeri chinensis (Chinese tree shrew), 2753 nucleotides. It is a transcript of the gene IL23A, whose product is annotated as interleukin 23 subunit alpha. Gene Ontology annotation, molecular function: cytokine activity. Gene Ontology annotation, biological process: positive regulation of T-helper 17 cell lineage commitment; immune response; positive regulation of T cell proliferation. Gene Ontology annotation, cellular component: extracellular region; interleukin-23 complex. Lineage: Eukaryota; Metazoa; Chordata; Mammalia; Scandentia; Tupaiidae. The transcript has 4 exons. Bases 1954 to 2535 code for a protein of 193 amino acids. The record is from RefSeq and is a predicted model, not a curated record.
GCAUAAAGUGAGAGUUGGACAUGUAUUAGCCAUUGUUAUUAACCACCUGGGGGAACUUCAACUGGAUUUGGAGUCUGAGCAACCAACUGGAAAGGCCUGCCUAGGAGUGUCUUGUGAAUGUGAUUUGCAUAACGGUUGAAGCUCAGUUGACGUCAAGGGCUUCUUGAGGCUCCAGGUCAUAUGUGGCCCUGGAAGUAGUUCCUGCCACACGAUUGUCCCACAAUCGCCCCACCAACCCUACUUCCUACCCAACUCCUGCAGCACCAGGAAGUGAAACAAAGAGGCAGAGCCCCAUGCCUCCAACUCACCCUUGUCCUCUUAUCCCACUACCUCCCCAGGGUUGUACUUCCUCCUCCUUUCACCUUUCAUCCCCUAACUUUUAGGACUCCCAGAAUGGGGGAGGGAGAAGAGAUCAGAGAUGGGGAGAACAUGAAGACAUUAUGUUCAAGUGAGGCAAACACCCCAUCCCCCUUCCCUCCAAUUUCCUUUUCUACUUGUGUCCACCCUACAUAGGAAAAAGUAACCUAUUUCUCACCCAAACUGACAUACUUCUCUAAUGCUAGAAAUGUUUCAUCCCAAGGGUAAGUUUACCACAGAAUAAUAAUAUUUGAUCGAGAAGUUUCAUUGGGCAGUUUUGAAUAGUUCUAAUGAAGAGACCUCCUUUGAGGUCAAGUUUCUCAGAGGAAAAGGGUCAGCAUCUUAGGGAGGCCUUGGGAGCCAACUGCGUGGUCAUCCAUGGCCUCAUCCUGACGUCCAAAUUGUUCUGGGACCCUCCGCUGGGGUCGGGGCAGUCCCAGCUUUGGACCACCCUACGCUCCCACGCCCAACCUCACACUCUCAGCUGUUUCACUGGAUGUUGCAUCAGGGAGAGUGAUGAAAUCAGCGUCAGUGGAUUUUACCCAUGGAUGCAACAGGCUGAAUGACUGGCCAGGGUCAUUGACACUGUGCACCUUCAUCUACCUAGAACUCCUAGCUAAGGGUAAGGGCUGGGUGCUGGAAUGUCUAAGUUGUACUUUCAGCCCUUACUUACAUUGGUAUUCUGAAAAAAGGUCACCUGAAUCUCACAGAACUACUGAAACCAUGGGCCACUAUGCUUGAGGAAUAAUCGGGUGAUUUUUAGUCAAUAACUCUCUCCCUGCAAGAAACAUCCUUCCCCCCAAGCCUCCACAGUUAGGCCUGAAGUGGGGGAUCAACAACAUCUUAGUAGCUUCAUAGUUCAUGAAGUGCCUUUAUGUCCAUUCUUUCCCAUGAAACCUGGAUCACCUAGUGAAAAUAACACUUCCUAACACAGAAAAGGGGUCUCCUUAUUCUUAGAAAGGGGGCAUCAAGUAAGAGUGACAUUUCAUUCCAAACUGAGCUCACCAUUCUGUUGGGAGAUGAAUGAAUGCUUCUCAGUUUUGGUGUUUCCUCAGGCAGAAGAAGGAUAGGAAAUUAGGUUUGGGGUUGGGUAGAGGUAUAGCUUUGAGAGUCUGAAAGAUCAGGGAAAGAUUAAAGAGGAAGGAACUUGAGGCCAGAUUAAUUUAAAUAUUCGUUACCCCCAACCCCUGGGCCAUUUUCAUUCUUGGAGAGCAUUACACAUGUGUCCCAUCCCAGACCUCUAGCCACAGCAACCACAAGACUCAUUUCCCUUGGAAAUGAGGCUGCAUACCUGGGCUCCCCAUGGAGGGUGAUGAUGCAGGGAUGAUGCAGGGAGGGAAAUCCCACCUGCUGUGAGUCACCUGCUAGUAUAAAGGGCGGGCCUUACAAUGCAGGGAUCUUAAAAAGAGACUGGAAGGCAACAACGGGAGCAAAAUAGCAGGAAGCAGCUCAGAAACUUGGUGAACAGCAGAGGGAACCAAGCCAGACAUACAGAACAGAGAGAAUCAAGCUUGGAACACAGAAGAAUUAGGCACAGAUUCCACAAGAACUUGUGCAAGGCAUAGAGUCUGCCAGAUCUGAGACGCAGGCAACGAGAUGCUGGGGAGCAGAGCUGUGCUGCUGCUGCUGCUGCUGCUGCUGCUGCCGCCCAGGACUGCUCAUGGCCGGGCUGUGCCUGGGGGCAGUAGCCCUUCCUGGGCUCAGUGCCAGCAGCUCUCACAGAAGCUCUGCACGCUGGCCUGGAGUGCACACCCACUAGUGGGACACACGGAUUUAAGGGAAGAGGAAGAUGAAGAGACUACAAAUGAUGUCCCCUAUAUCCAGUGUGGGGAUGGUUGUGAUCCCCAAGGACUCAGGGACAACAGUCAGUUCUGCUUGCAAAGGAUCCACCAGGGUCUGAUAUUUUAUGAGAAGUUGCUGGGCUCAGAUAUUUUUACAGGAGAGCCUUCUCUACUUCCUGAUGGUCCUGUGGGCCAGCUUCAUGCCUCCCUCCUGGGCCUUAGCCAACUUCUACAGCCUGUGGGUUACCACCGGGAGACUCGGCAAAUUCCAAGCCCCAGUCCUAGCCAGCCAUGGCAGCGUCUCCUCCUCCGCUUCAAGAUUCUUCGUAACCUCCAGGCCUUUGUAGCUGUAGCUGCCCGGGUUUUUGCACAUGGAGCAGCAACCUUGAGCCCCUAACGCCAGCAGAGUAAGGAUGAUACCCAAACCUCCAUGGCUCAGCAGUGCUGAGACAAAUCUAUUACCCAGGCCAACUGUGAGCCAAGUUAAUGAGUCCAUUAAUGCCAAUGGGACUUGCAUAUUUGAAAAAUUGUCGAUGCUGACUGAUGGUGCUGACCUGUGACAAAGCUGAGUAUUUAUUAGAUGGGAUAGGAAAUUUACAGAUUAUUUAUUUUUGU